Molecule: messenger RNA, 1476 nt
Organism: Fraxinus pennsylvanica
Lineage: Eukaryota; Viridiplantae; Streptophyta; Magnoliopsida; Lamiales; Oleaceae
Source: the annotation of a GenBank genome assembly
AUGGCCAUCCUAUUUCAGUUGUCUGGUCUAGAAAUAUGGACAAGUAGCAUACUCGACUCUUUAGCCAACUUAUCCCUACCAAAUGCAGAGUCCAGAUUAGAGUAUUUCAAGCUGAUGUAUACAAUCCUGAAGGGAUUGAACCAGCUGUGCAAGGGUGCCUUUUUGUUUUCCAUGUGGCUGCCCCCUUGUUGCAUACUGAGAACUCUAAGGGAAGAAGAAGUUGGGAGACUGCGCGUGAGAUUUACAGGUGUUGCCGGGAAUUACAAAAACCGGCCGGGUAUGUUGGCGGCGAAACCCCCACAGCCAUCGUCCUCCUCCGUGGUCUGCACUGUCCGAGGCUCUCUUCUCUCUCUUGCCACCCUAACGCUAGUCUCCUUUACUUACAUAUCACUUAAAUCCCUCCACUCCCCUUCUCUCCAACUCUCCACCGCCCCUUCAGCGCACACUGUACAAGUCUCUCAGCCUCAGGUAAGAAUCGAUGAUGAGGGUGUUGAUGGUGAGGUGUAUCAUUUUCCGAAGAUGUUCAAAUUGAACUACGAGGAAAUGGAAAAGAGAUUUAAGGUUUAUAUAUAUCCGGAUGGGAAUCCGAACACGUAUUACCAGACGCCGAGGAAGCUGACGGGAAAAUACGCUAAUGAUCCGGAUCAGGCUGAUUUGUUCUUCAUUCCGAUCUCUUGUCAUAAGAUGCGAGGCAAGGGAAUAUCAUAUGAGAACAUGACCGUAAUUGUACAGAACUAUGUGGAGAGCUUGAUGUUCAAGUAUCCUUAUUGGAAUAGAACUCUGGGUGCAGAUCACUUCUUUGUUACUUGUCAUGAUGUUGGUGUGAGGGCAACUGAAGGAAUUCCAUUUCUUGUAAAGAAUACAAUUCGUGUUGUUUGUUCUCCGAGCUAUGAUUUUGGAUUUAUUCCCCACAAAGAUGUUGCCCUACCACAAGUUCUGCAGCCCUUUGCCCUCCCAGCUGGAGGAAAUGAUGUAGAAAACAGGACGACCCUUGGUUUCUGGGCAGGGCAUAGGAACUCUAAAAUUCGGGUUAUCCUGGCACGUGUAUGGGAGAAUGACACAGAACUUGAUAUUUCAAACAACAGAAUAAACAGAGCAACUGGACAUCUAGUGUAUCAAAAGAGAUUUUACAGGACUAAAUUCUGCAUUUGCCCUGGUGGCUCCCAGGUCAACAGUGCCCGCAUUGCAGAUUCCAUACAUUACGGGUGCAUCCCUGUGAUACUCUCUAAUUAUUAUGACCUGCCUUUUAAUGAUAUUCUGAAUUGGCAUAAAUUUUCGGUUGUACUAAAGGAGAAAGAUGUCUACCAGCUGAAGCAAAUUCUUAAGAAAAUAACACAAGAAGAAUUUGUCAAGUUGCACUACAAUUUGGUCGAGGUUCAGAAGCACUUCCAAUGGAACUCACCUCCCAUCAAACACGAUGCUUUUCAUAUGGUAAUGUACGAACUCUGGUUGCGCCAUCAUGUGAUCAAGUACUAA